Messenger RNA from Diutina rugosa, 1221 nucleotides. RefSeq names its product Erv46p (gene ERV46). Gene Ontology annotation, biological process: endoplasmic reticulum to Golgi vesicle-mediated transport; retrograde vesicle-mediated transport, Golgi to endoplasmic reticulum. The record is from RefSeq and is a predicted model, not a curated record. Lineage: Eukaryota; Fungi; Ascomycota; Pichiomycetes; Serinales; Debaryomycetaceae. The transcript has a single exon. Gene Ontology annotation, cellular component: endoplasmic reticulum; COPII-coated ER to Golgi transport vesicle; Golgi membrane. The coding region runs from base 1 to 1221 and encodes 406 amino acids.
AUGCCCAGGCCGAAGUUGCUUAGCAUUGACGCGUUUGCAAAGACAGUUGAAGAUGCUCGGAUCCGAACGACCCUGGGUGGGAUCAUCACUCUUAUAUGUGUGAUUUUGGUGUUGGUACUCAUCAAUAAUGAGUACGCUGAUUACACCACAGUGAUUACACGGCCAGAUUUGGUGGUUGAUCGCGACAUCAAUCGCAAGCUCAAGAUUAAUUUGGAUAUCUCUUUCCCCAACAUUCCUUGUGACUUGUUGCUGCUCGACAUCACUGAUCAAACUGGCGACUCACUGCUUGAUUUGUUGCAACAAGGGUUUCAAAAAUUCCGUCUUACCAAGGACGGUGAAGGAAACAUCAAGGAUGAGAUUAAAGACUCUGAUAGCAACUUUGUCAAUGUGCACUUGGACGUUGAUGAGUUGGCCAAGGGGGGUCAGCAACCGUGUGGAUCUUGCCACGGCGCAUUGCCUCAAGACAAUAAUGAAUACUGUUGCAACUCUUGUGAGGUGGUCAAGGCAGCGUAUGCACUCAAGCAGUGGGCAUUUUAUGACGGGGAGAACAUUGAGCAAUGUGAGAAGGAAGGUUACGUACAACGUCUUAAGGACCGCAUCAAUGGUAACGAAGGAUGUCGCGUGAAGGGUCUGACGGAAAUUCGCCGUGUGAGUGGGGUGAUGGACUUUGGUCCGGGAACCUCUUUUUACUCUCAGCGUCGUCAUGUCCAUGACAUGCUGUUGUACGACAAGUACCCUGAUAAAUUCAACUUUGACCACUUUGUCCACCACCUCUCAUUUGGCGAUGAAGAACAAGCUCACCACUUCGUCGACGAACUGACGCAUCCCUUGGACGACGUUGAGUUCAUCGUUGGCGAGAAGCACCGUAUGGCGGCCUACUACCUUAAGGUCAUUUCCACUCGUAAAGAGUUCAUUGACCCUGAGGAGCCUGCAGUGGAAACAAACCAAUUCAGUGCCGUCACUCACUCUCGUCCUAUUCGUGGUGGCCGUGAUCAAGAUCAUCAACACACGAUGCACGCGUUGGGGGGCACCCCGGGGGUAUUCUUCAAUUUCGACAUCUCGCCGCUCAAGAUAAUCAACCGUGAGCAGUACGCUAAGACUUGGUCGGGCUUUGUGCUUGGUGUGAUCUCGCUGAUUGCGGGGGUUUUGAUCGUCGGUCUGCUUGUUGAUAGACUGGUAUUUGCUGCUGAGAAAGCGAUUCGGGGCAAGAAGAAUUUGUAA